UUUUUUUCGGUUUGUUGCUUCAUGCUAGAAAAUGGCCCCAAAGAAGAAGCAAGAAGAGGAAAGGCCCAUUCUUAUAGGUCGCAUGGGGACUAAUUUGAAAUGUGGAAUCGUCGGGCUGCCUAAUGUCGGCAAAUCAACAUUUUUCAAUGUCCUAACCAAAAGCCAAGCUGCAGCUGAAAACUUCCCUUUCUGUACAAUAGAUCCUAAUGAAAGCCGAGUACCGGUGCCAGAUGCUCGAUUUGAUUACCUCUGCAAGUAUUUCAAACCAGCCAGCAAGGUGCCGUCGUUUUUGAAUGUGGUGGACAUAGCGGGGCUUGUAAAGGGGGCUCACGAGGGCCAGGGCUUGGGAAAUGCCUUCCUGUCACAAAUUAGGGCGUGCGAUGCCCUGUUUCAUAUGUGCAGGAUCUUCGAAGAUGAUGAGGUGACCCAUGUGGAUGGGGAGGUCAACCCCGUACGGGACAUCAAGGUCAUCCACGAGGAGCUGAGGCUGAAAGAUCUGGAGUACAUCGACAAGAAUGUGGAAAAUCUCGAGAGGGUGGUCGUCAGGGGCGGCGAUAAGGGAAGGAAGUCGGAGUAUGAUGUCCUGAAGAAAGUACAACAUCUUGUCUGUGAGGAAAAGAGGCCAGUCAGAUUUGGCACCUGGGACGCUAAAGAGAUUGAAGAGCUGAACAAGCACAUGUUUAUAACUUCGAAGCCCAUGAUCUAUCUGCUGAACAUGUCCGAGAAGGAUUACAUUAAGAAGAAAAACAAAUGGUUGGUAAAGAUAAAACAGUGGGUGGACGCUCACGACCCGGGCAGUGUCAUAAUACCCUUCAGUGGGGCUCUGGAACUCAAACUGAUGGACAUGGCCAGUGAUGAGGAGAGGCAGGCUUACCUUAAAGAACAGGAAACUACGAGUUCCUUGGAAAAAAUCAUCGUAAAUGGGUAUUCCUCACUUGGUCUUAUGUAUUUCUUCACAGCUGGCGAAGAUGAAGUCAAGGCAUGGACUAUACAGAAACACACGAAAGCCCCGCAAGCAGCUGGGAAGAUCCACACAGAUUUCGAGAAGGGCUUCAUAAUGGCAGAGGUCAUGAAGUUCGAUGACUUCAAGGAAGAGGGCUCGGAAAAUGCCGUCAAGGCUGCCGGCAAAUACAAGCAGAAGGGGCGCGAUUACAUAGUAGAGGAUGGCGACAUAAUUCACUUCAAGUUCAACGCGGGGGCGGGAUUGGCGGGCGGGGCCAAGAAGAAAUGAUUGAUUGAUUGGCUGACUGAUUGAUU
Helobdella robusta is the source of this 1257-nucleotide messenger RNA. RefSeq lists its product as hypothetical. Gene Ontology annotation, cellular component: cytoplasm. Gene Ontology annotation, molecular function: GTP binding; ATP hydrolysis activity; ATP binding. The coding region runs from base 32 to 1231 and encodes 399 amino acids. The transcript has 12 exons. Lineage: Eukaryota; Metazoa; Annelida; Clitellata; Rhynchobdellida; Glossiphoniidae. The record is from RefSeq and is a predicted model, not a curated record.